AUGCAGGACACCGAAAGCGUGCUCGUACAGUCCAACGUUGACCGGCGAACAUGCCAGCGCGUAAAGCCUAUGCAAGUCCUAGUUUUGGGACUGUGCCGCACCGGUACCCUAUCAACAUGGCUGGGCUUACAGCAAUUGGGAUACGAGACGUAUCAUAUGACAUCCAUUAUGCAGAAUCCCAAGGAUGCCGAUAUGUGGACGGAAGCCUUUCGGGGCAAGUACCAUGGGGGAAGGCCGUACGGGCGUCAAGACUGGGAUCAGCUGCUAGGCCACGUCGAGGCCAUCACCGACUUUCCCGGCGCUGUCUUUGUCGAGGAACUGACGCAAGCCUACCCAGACGCUAAGGUGGUUCUAACUCUACGCGACCCGGACGACUGGGUGCGCUCCAUGAAACAGACCAUCAUGACACAGACCUACAGUCCACUUGCCACGUUCAUGGGCUGGAUUGAUCCAGAGAAUUUUGGCAAUGGCAACCGCAUGUGCCGCGUCGGUUUUGACGGACUCUUCCGCGGCGACUUCGAGCGCUAUGGGCGCCAGGCUUUCGUUGAACACUACGAUCACGUUCGCCAAGUCGUCCCGGCUGAUAACCUUCUCGAAUGGAACCCCAAGGAGGGAUGGGAACCCCUCUGUAAAUUCUUGGGCAAGCCAAUCCCUUCGACAUCGUUCCCGCGCGCCAAUGAUGCUGCCGUGUUCAAGAACAAAUCAGCCUCUGUGGUGCGGUCGGCCUUUUUGCGCCUGGGGAAAAGACUCUCAGUCUACGGGCUAGUCAUCACGGCCGCCUAUUUCAUUGCCCAUUUCGGGUCUAAGUUCUUCGCAGUCUAUCGGCAGAGGCUUCUCAGGGUCUUGAAGAGGGGCUAG
This is a messenger RNA of Penicillium salamii, 858 nucleotides long. Lineage: Eukaryota; Fungi; Ascomycota; Eurotiomycetes; Eurotiales; Aspergillaceae. The record is from the annotation of a GenBank genome assembly.